CAUAGUACGAUUAGUAAACGCGGCUUCUGAUCUUCCGUCACAUCAGCUGCGCAAAACCGGCAGGGGACAAACAGGAAAUUUUAACUAAAAUACAGCUAUAAGAGUGUUUGCUCCCAUUUAUUUAUAGGAAACAAGUGUAUUCCUGUAUUUCAACUGCUUGUAUUAAUUCUCUCACCUAUUUAGCCGCGGAGACAAUGCUUCAGUGUCUAUCUGGAAGUUCGUGUGUGCGUGUCAUAGAAGGUUACAGGUCUACGUGGUAUUUCUUGGUCCUGGUACUGGCGUAUGUGUUAUAUCUGUUAUUCGGGGCUUUAGUGUUUUCCGCGGUGGAGCUGCCGUAUGAAGAGCAGCUUCGGCAGGAGCUUUGGACCGUGAAGCAGCAGUUUCUAGAUGAUAAUGAAUGUCUGUCCGAAGAAAGACUGGAGGAGUUUCUCACCAGGGCUUUAGAGGCGAGUAAUUACGGUGUGUCGGUUCUCAAUAAUGCUACCACUAACUGGAACUGGGAUUUCACAUCAGCGCUCUUCUUCGCCAGCACCGUGCUUUCCACGACAGGAUAUGGCCACACCGUUCCUCUCUCGGAUGGUGGUAAGGCCUUCUGCAUCAUUUACUCAGUGGUGGGAAUCCCAUUCACCCUGCUGUUCCUGACUGCGGUGGUCCAGAGGAUCAUGGAGUUCAGUACCCGCAGGCCCGUGGAGUACCUACACCGGCGCUGGGGCAUUUCCAAACCUAUGCUGGCUGCCCUGCACGCCACUCUUCUAGCUAUUAUAACCAUCUCCUGCUUCUUCCUCAUACCUGCCAUCAUCUUCUCAGUACUGGAAGAGGAAUGGAAUUUCCUGGAGUCCUUCUAUUUCUGCUUCAUCUCUCUUAGUACUAUUGGCUUAGGUGACUAUGUACCAGGAGAAGGCUACCAUCAGAGAUUCAGAGAACUCUAUAAAUUGGGCAUAACAUUCUACCUGAUAUUGGGCUUGAUCGCGAUGUUGGUGGUUCUGGAAACCUUCUGUGAACUUCAGCACCUGAAGAAGCUCAGGAAGAUGUUCUACUUAAGGAAACAAAAAACAGAGGACCAGCUUAACAUUGUGGAUCAUGAUCACCUCUCAUUUGCCUCUGUGUCCGACCAGGCAGCCUCAUUUAGGGAAGAUAAGACAGAUAUGUUUCCCGAUGACAUAGUAUCUGCCUCACCUACUACCUCCAAUGGACCAAUGGACCGAUGAGACAUACUAAAAAUCUGCGUUUCUAGAAACCUGACACGUUAAUGUUCCUAAAACAUCUCCGCUAAGAGCAUAAAUGUAUUGUUAGUGUACUGUGCUGUCACGUUAACUGGAAUCUACCAUAGAUACGAAUAUUUGAAACACAUGCUGAAGGUAAUUUAUUCUGGAAAAGGGUUAUAUGAAUUUCUUAGAAUACAUAAUAUCAUAUGAGAUCAUUGUUCAUGCGGCUGCUGAACUUGAAAACAUGUUGUAACCAAGGUUUUGUGUGUGUGUGUUUGUGUGUGUAUGUAAAAGAUAAAUCCAUCCAUGACUCCGAAUAUAAAUAGUUAACUGGUAAGUGGUCAUAGACUAUAGUAUUACAUACUUCAUAUGCUGUUCUUAUUAGGUGUAAGGGAUCCACAUCCUGUAUUACAUAUGUAUUAAUGGAAAUUAUGUCUUCAGGUUACUAAGUUUGUAGGCAUUGCUUAAGGCAGGAAAACACUACAUGACUUUUAAGCCCAUUUUUGCCCUGAUUUACAGUCUGGACAAGUCAACACUAUCAGUCUACUGAUUUAAGGCAGACAGUUGACAGAUUUUGCAGAAAAUCAUAUAAUGUCUGUAUGAUGGGCACAGACUCCCAUUUUUAAAGCUUCAGAUUAUGAUUCCAUCCUGUCGGAAGAUAUCAAAUGUUUGAUAUUUAGAGCUGAUUUUAGAACACAUAUUGUUUUCAUUUGUCAGUAAAAAGGCACACACUUCUGUGUGAGUUUGUUGUGUUUUGUUGUUGUCUUAACUCUAUUCAAGGUCUGCAAGUGUACGAUGCCUAGUGUUUUAAAAUCUGUUCAGAUUUAAAAAUCAUGUAGUGUAUUCCAGCCUAUAGCCAUGGCGCAUUGUUUUUUUUUUUUUGUUUUUUUUUUCUUUCCUUAGUUCUUUAGAAUAGACAGGGGCAGGUCCCUGGUGACAUUCCUGGUGACAUUAUUUAAUUAACUUGUAAAGGGAAUUUAAAAUAAAUAUUUUUAGUAGAGGCAUUAGACAAUCAGAUAUCUGUAUAUUUAAUUUCUUUACUUGGCUUUAGUCAUGUUGGCUCUUCUGCAGUUGCAGUAGGCAUUGUCCACCACCUAAAGGUGCUGUUGUGCACUGAGUGUCAUGACUGUUGUAUUGAAGAGAACAUAAGUCACAUCAGUGCAUUCUUGACAUAUACUCAGUGACUGGGUAUAUUGCUGAAGGGAAUUAUUGUUAAUUUAUCAUUAAUUUGUAGUUUUAAUUUUCAUAUUUAAAUUUUAUUGCACAUGCCUAAAGAUACUGAAAGUUGUGCAUUAAUUGUAUGUCUUGAGUUGCACUUUAACAAAACAGAAUAAAAUGGAUUUUUGGUUAUACUGUA
Molecule: messenger RNA, 2562 nt
Organism: Cyprinus carpio (common carp)
Lineage: Eukaryota; Metazoa; Chordata; Actinopteri; Cypriniformes; Cyprinidae
Product: potassium channel subfamily K member 1-like
Biological process (GO): potassium ion transmembrane transport; stabilization of membrane potential
Cellular component (GO): membrane
Molecular function (GO): potassium ion leak channel activity
Source: RefSeq, a predicted model, not a curated record